AGCAAUCAAUUUAGAACCCCCCCCUCCUCUUCUCUCUUAGACGCCGUCCCCUGUUUUUCUCCUUGCAUCUCUGUCUCCUGUCCGGAAUAGAUUUCUAGAGAGAGAAACUAGAGAGAGAGAAAAUGGCAUUCGUGUCUUUCGUUGGGAGAGUUCUCUUCGUCUCUGUCUUCGUACUCUCUGCAUACCAGGAGUUUAAUGAUUUUGGUGUUGAUGGUGGGCCAGCAGCGAAGUCACUUGGACCAAAGUUCAAUGUUUUCUCAAAACACGUGUCAACUAAUACUGGGCUGCAAGUUCCGGAUAUAGAACUCAAAUAUUUAGUUGCUGCAGCUAUUGCGAUGAAGGGUAUCGGAAGCCUUCUUUUCAUCUUUGGCAGCUCUCUUGGAGCCUAUAUCCUGCUUCUUCAUCAGGCAAUUGCCACUCCCAUCUUGUAUGACUUUUACAACUAUGAUGUCGACAAGAAAGAAUUCACUCAUCUUUUUCUCAAGUUUACGCAGAGUUUGGCACUCUUUGGGGCACUGCUCUAUUUCAUUGGUAUGAAGAAUUCAAUGCCAAGGAGAUUACUUAAGAAGAAGGCUCCCAAAACGAAAACAGUAUGAGAAGGAAUGUCAUGGGUUCAGAAAAUUCACAAUGCCAAUGUGACAGAAUUUGGUUCAGAAACCACUUUUGUAUGUUUCUUUUGAGGCAGCGGUUUCUUGUUCUUCAUUUUCUUCUUGUUUUUGCUCAACUAUAUAUCUAACUUUUAUUGUGUGGUUUUAUUUCAUCCCCGGAAUUAAUGGGAAUUUUGGUAUCUAUAAUCUCCAUUGAAAAAUAGGUUUUUGUUUGCUA
Messenger RNA from Cornus florida, 825 nucleotides. RefSeq lists its product as uncharacterized. The transcript is spliced from 5 exons. Lineage: Eukaryota; Viridiplantae; Streptophyta; Magnoliopsida; Cornales; Cornaceae. Bases 123 to 596 code for a protein of 157 amino acids. The record is from RefSeq and is a predicted model, not a curated record.